AUGGCGCAAAUCGAAGCCAUGAGGGCGGUCUGUUUUCUUCUGGCGAUUUGUGCCGUGAGUGUGUUGCCCUGUUCGUCUGCCUGUCCGAAGUACUGCAAUUGUAGCGACUUCGGCAACGAGUACACGGUGUAUUGUCGCGGAGAAAACAUCACUGCUAUCCCACGGGACAUUCCAAAGAACACGUCACGAUUGGAUGUCUGUUUUACCCCAAUCACCAUGCUACGGAAAGGCGACUUCGUUGACAUGCCCAAACUCAAACAGUUGAACGUUUGGUGGAACCUCAACCUGACCAUGGUCGAACUGGGAACCUUCGACAAUCUACCAACCAUCACGUCACUCGGACUGUUCAACAACUCCUUCACCAAGCUACCGACCGGGCUGUUCGACAGCUUAAAGAACCUGAAGACUUUUGACGCUCACAACAGUAAGCUGGAGACGAUCCAACACGGUCUAUUCACCGACCAUCCUACCCUACAAGAGAUCAGAUUGCCCUUGAACAACAUUACGGGGCUGGAAGAUGCCGCUUUUGGUGGCCUUCCUCACCUGACCUCCUUGUAUCUCAGUUCCAACAGCCUAACGUCUCUUAACCCGUCCGUCUUUGAGGGUUCGCCUAAAUUGAAAUCUUUGGAUGUUGACGAUAACGCCAUUACCGCUAUUAGUAAAGAUACCUUUGCUGGCACCAACUUUGAGUUGUUGUAUCUCAAUAGAAAUGCCAUCAAUACCGUAGAUGUCGACUCCUUUUCCAAUCUCAAAAGCCUUCAGUAUGUUUCCCUGGAUCAAAACAACAUCAAAGAUCUACAGGACGUCUUUAAAGACCUUCCCCAACUUCAGUCUGUUUCCCUGUUUGAUAACAAGCUUACCAGCAUCGAGGGUGUCUUCCAAAAUCUCCCCAAGCUUGGCACUCUUUCGUUAAAUGGUAAUCAAAUCACGAAGAUCAGCAGCACCACAUUCGACAGUGUUCCUGCCAUGACGUCAUUGAGCCUCAGUAACAACGCCAUCGCUGAGGUGGAAAGCGGGGCUUUUAGAAACCUUGACAGCCUUGAUUCACUUUACAUUGACAACAACCAGAUUCCAGAAAUCUCCUUGGCAGGCUUGCAUUCUCUUACGACUCUUACCAUGAACGUCAACAACCUGCAGAGAUUUCCUACCGACUUGGAAGAUGCCAACCAACUCACGUAUCUGACGCUGACCAGCAAUCCAAUCAAGGAACCGCUGGACGAGCAAUUGUCAGUUUUGCACAGGCUCUCCAGUCUGUACCUGUCUGGCAUUACAAGUCUAAAGUUGGCGGGGACACUGAAUCCGAAGGCGCUAUGUGGCUUGGAUGCCCUUGAAGCUGUGUGGAUUAAAGGCAACGAGCUAGUUUCAAUCCCACCCACAACCUUCGAGUGCACACCGUCUAUUUCCGGAAUAUGGCUUUCGAACAAUAACCUGACAGAACUGAGUCCCCGCUUGUUCCAUGGUCUGACGGAGUUGAAUUGGCUGGAUCUGACAGACAACCAACUGAGCCACCUGGACCCUGACACGUUUGUCGGUCUUGAUAAGCUGAGGUCUCUUUCUCUGAUUGGAAACAACUUCACCAACAUGGCACAUGUAGCUCCGGCAUUAGCACACCUCCCAAUUCUACUGUACCAGACACUGGACAAUAACCCAUUUGUCUACCUUGGUCGCGACUCCUUCCCAAUGCCUAUGAAGCAUGUUAACUCGUUUUCUGUAUCCAAAACACACAUUCGUGUCAUAGAAGAGGGAACUUUUUCUGCAGAUACAUUCCCCAAUCUGACUCGGUUGGAACUUGAGCAGGAUGAUUCUUUGCACUUCCUGCCAGGCAAUAUGUUGGACGGCCUUGACAACCUCACGUCCAUGCUUGCGUACGGCGAUCCUUUCCAUUGUGACUGCCAGCUCAAGGCCUUCGUCACCUGGCUACGCGAACAAGUCAACCCUCCGUACGUGAGCGCGACUUGUGCCAGCCCGCCGAGUCUAAAGGGCAAAGACCUGACGGACGUUCCCCUGGCCAGUCUGACGUGUGACUGCCAACAGGUGGAAGUUCCUUCAAUCGAUACGAGUGGCAGUGAUAACUUCACCCGUGAGGGUCAGACCGCCAUGCUGAACUGUAAGGUCUCAGGCUGUCCUGAAGCCGAGUUUUUCUGGACCACCCCAACCGGAGCCAUGUUGGCUGUGGAGUCGGGGUUCCCUAGGAUGGAGGUACUGGACAGCGGUACCCUGGUGGUGACAGACGCGAGGGAAGAGGAUACAGGGGUGUACACAUGUACCGCUGUCAACUACCGCGGGAAGGCCAGCAAGGAAGUGUCUCUGCAUGUAGGCAACAAACAAUAGUUCGUCAGAAGGCUGACGCAAAAGUGGACAAACGAACCCUCGCGCAAAUGUGUGCCACUAAAAGCAAUGCAUUGCUGCGCUGUGCUGAUACUUUUAAAUGGCAAUCUAAACAUGUUAUCGCUCCAUUGAAGAAGUUUAUAAUCCCAUCGAAUAUAUUUUCGUGAAAUUGUAUAAUGAUUUUGUAUAUGUUGAUGGCAAUUGCUAUUUGUAAAAAUAGAGAUAGAUUUCGGAUCCUUAAUAGCUAUGUUUUGAGCUAUAUUUAUAAAUGAAUUAUGAGCUUAAUUCUUAAGUUGAAUUUGUAAGAACGAGAAUUAUAUAUAUAUAUCCAUACACCACAAAUGCUUCACUGUGUUACAAUAAACGUUCAUUUCCUACAAACUGAAAGAUCAUGAGUACAAAACUAGCAAAUAAAGAUAG
Molecule: messenger RNA, 2748 nt
Organism: Branchiostoma floridae (Florida lancelet)
Lineage: Eukaryota; Metazoa; Chordata; Leptocardii; Amphioxiformes; Branchiostomatidae
Product: leucine-rich repeat-containing protein 15-like
Exons: 4
Coding region: 1-2331 (776 amino acids)
Biological process (GO): immune response; toll-like receptor signaling pathway
Cellular component (GO): membrane; extracellular matrix
Molecular function (GO): protein binding; transmembrane signaling receptor activity
Source: RefSeq, a predicted model, not a curated record